AUGCCCAGAGAGAUGCACGCUGCUUCCAGGAAGGAAGAUCAGAGGGCUGCUAUUAAUGAAGCAGCACUGCGGCACCAGCAGCAUCUUGCACAUUCACCAUCCAUUGUAAUGGAGCACGUGCAUUGCACCUCCUACUCCUAUUCCUACUGCUAUCCUGCUGAGGCGCCAGCCGCGACGGCGUCGCUCCCCUUCGACACGGCCGACGGCGACGAAAUGUACAUGCAGCUUAACGCUCUUCUCCUCCAGAUGGAGGCCGACGACGAGAGCUCCGACUCGUUCUCCUCCUCGUCCCCGGCCUCUUCCUCGGAGGCGGGAACGGCGUCAGCGACCACGAGCGACGAACAGCCGUGGCGGGAAUCCUCGUCGACGGCCGAGGAGCGGUGGCGGCCGGAGGCCUUCAUCGGGGUGCGCAAGCGGCCGUGGGGCAAGUUCGCCGCCGAGAUCCGGGACUCCACGCGCCGGGGCGCCCGCGUGUGGCUCGGCACCUUCGACACCCCCGAGGCCGCCGCGCUCGCCUACGACCACGCCGCCUACGCCGCGCGCGGCGCCGCCGCGGUGCUCAACUUUCCCGUGGAGCGCGUGCGGGAGUCUCUCGGGGCGCUCGCGCUCUCCGUCUCCGCCGGGAACUCCCCCGUGCUGGCGCUGAAGCGCCGCCACUCCAAGCGCACGCGCAGGAGCAAGCUCUCUGCCGCAAGCAGCAGCCUCAAGACGCAGCGGCAGCCGACGACGACGUUACAUUUCUCCGGCGUGUCCGUCAUGGACGUGGUUGUUCCGCAGCGUCACGAGGCGUCGCCGUGCUCCUACGGCACGGUGGAGCUUGAGGACCUCGGCGCCGAUUCCUUGGAGGAGCUCCUCCGGGUAUCCUCCGAGUUGCAGUUCUAG
Panicum hallii is the source of this 882-nucleotide messenger RNA. RefSeq names its product ethylene-responsive transcription factor ERF094-like. Gene Ontology annotation, biological process: regulation of DNA-templated transcription; ethylene-activated signaling pathway. The record is from RefSeq and is a predicted model, not a curated record. Bases 1 to 882 code for a protein of 293 amino acids. Lineage: Eukaryota; Viridiplantae; Streptophyta; Magnoliopsida; Poales; Poaceae. The transcript has 2 exons. Gene Ontology annotation, molecular function: DNA-binding transcription factor activity; DNA binding.